This is a messenger RNA of Neurospora tetrasperma FGSC 2508, 1105 nucleotides long. RefSeq lists its product as uncharacterized. The record is from RefSeq and is a predicted model, not a curated record. Gene Ontology annotation, cellular component: mitochondrion. The coding region runs from base 195 to 845 and encodes 216 amino acids. Lineage: Eukaryota; Fungi; Ascomycota; Sordariomycetes; Sordariales; Sordariaceae. The transcript is spliced from 2 exons. Gene Ontology annotation, molecular function: flavin adenine dinucleotide binding; flavin-dependent sulfhydryl oxidase activity.
CGAUACCAUCACCUAAUCUCUACAACAAGGUGCGCUCGGAUCCUCACAACCACACGCGAAACAGGCAGGAUCCUGAAAUCACCGGCCACAAGAACCAAAUACGUUCAGACAAAAGAACAAAGUCGAACCAAGUCAACCGGGCGCGAGAAAGACUUCCACAGGGACUAGCCUAAUCGAUUCGAUUUACCAUCAUCAUGGCGCGAAGGCCGCACAUUACGCUGAUGCUCGUCGUCGGCGUCAUUCUCUUUGUGUUUACGACCUACAUGCUCUCCUCGAGUGGCUCCUCGGGGGUGGUACAGCAUGCAGAGACUCUCGAUUUAGGCGGAAGUAGCGGCAGCGGAGAUCACAAGAGUGCCAGUGGCGAUGGCGGCAGCAAGUCCGCGUUUGGCAUAUCGGAUAACAUCCUCAAGGGCGGCUCUAUCGCGCCCAAGCUGGAGAAUGCGACGGCCAAAGCAGAACUAGGCCGCGCUUCCUGGCGUCUCUUCCACACCAUGAUGGCGCGCUUCCCCGAGACCCCGACCGCCGAAGAAUCGUUGGCUUUGAAAACCUACAUCCAGCUGUUCGCGCGCCUCUACCCCUGUGGCGACUGCGCAUCGCACUUCCAGAAGCUGCUAAAGAAGUAUCCACCGCAAACGAGCGGGCGCAACGCGGCGGCCGGAUGGGCCUGCUUUGUCCAUAAUGAGGUCAACAAGCGCCUCAAGAAAGAGCAAUUUGACUGUAACAAGAUUGGGGAUUUCUAUGAUUGUGGCUGUGGGGAUGAGGGUGCCAAAAAGGCGGGGGAAGCUGGCGCUGGGGCAGAGGUCAAAACAGAGACAAAGAAGGGAGGAGAUCUCAAGAUGGAUUGAGGGUUGAAUAGGAGGAAAAGUUAAUCUGCACUUGUAGGGAGGUGAGAAUCACGCAUGGACAUCAAGUGGCCUUGGGCGGCUUGUGCCGGUAUGCCCAUUGAGUAGAGCCGGAAAUGUCUUGGAUAUUGCAGUCGUAACACCGAUAUCGACUGGUGUCCUGUCGCAAUUCGGACGAACUCGACCCAAGGGGGGUUCAGAUUCCAAGGCGCUGUCGAAAUGAAGUUGUCAAAGACAUGGAUUUGCCUGCUCCUAUACCGCCG